This is a messenger RNA of Rhododendron vialii, 3168 nucleotides long. RefSeq lists its product as uncharacterized. The transcript has 12 exons. Lineage: Eukaryota; Viridiplantae; Streptophyta; Magnoliopsida; Ericales; Ericaceae. The record is from RefSeq and is a predicted model, not a curated record. The coding region runs from base 1 to 3168 and encodes 1055 amino acids.
AUGGGUGCAUGGAGGCAAGACGUGAACAACCUGGUCGGUCUUGUGCGGGAAGAAGAGGUUCAGUCCGUAUUGGUAUUUGGAGGAUUUAGUGCAAGAAGUGCGAAAUUAAAAUAUUAUAUGGUGAUUGAAGGUGGUCCGUUUGAAGGAGCGAGUGUCAACCUGCUCCCCUAUUCAGUAUACUUGAAACUUGGUUUAAGCGAUUUGAAAGCCACACCGGUCACGCUGCAGUUGGCUGACCGGAGUGUGAGAAUUCCAAAGGGGGUGGUGGAGGAUGUUCUAAUUCAAGUGGGCGAGUUUCUUUUUCCAGUCGACUUCAUUGUCCUGGAUACAUGCCCAAUACCAGAGGUCUUUGAAAAGACUCCUAUCAUCCUAGGCCGUCCAUUUUUAGCCACCUCCAGUGCUGUCAUGAAUUGCAAAACUGGACAAGUCCAAUUGUCGUUUGGGGACUUGAAAAUGGAGGUAAAUGUUUUCAACGUGGAUAGCCGGGUUGAGGAUGAUGAGGAGAUAUAUGAGGUGAGUUUGAUCGACACGCUGGUACAAGAGCAUGUCGAUAGUGUGUUAUACAAGGAUCCUCUGGAGAUAACCUUAACCGCCGAGGAGGCGUCAUUUUUAGAUUCUCCAGAGGUAGGAAGUUUAAUGGAGAUGCUUGCAGUGGAGGAUGUGUGUGGCGCCGCUUGGAACCCAGUUCUUGAGCCACUGGGCGCCCCACUUCCUACAGCUUUCCCAUCGUCUGUCCAGCCACCUAAACCAGAGCUAAAGCCUCUGCCGGACACACUUAAGUAUGCCUUCCUUAAAGGCGAUGAUACUUUUCCGGUUGUGAUCUCUUCAUCCCUUGAGGUAGAUCAAGAGGCUAAGUUGCUUACCAUGUUGAGAAAGCACGUGGGUGCGAUAGGCUGGACAAUAGCAGAUUUGCAGGGUAUUAGUCCAACGGUGUGUACACACCGCAUUUUUCUAGAUGAGGAUGUGAAGCCUACUAGACAACCUCAGCGUCGUCUGAACCCCAAUAUGAAGGAGGUGGUUCGGGCUGAGGUGCUGAAGCUUUUAGAUGCGGGUAUUAUUUACCCGAUAGCCCAUAGUGAGUGGGUGAGCCCAGUGCAGGUGGUGCCUAAGAAAGCAGGAGUGACCGUCGUGAGAAACGGCGAGGGCGAACUAGUGCCGACCCGUGUUCAAACCGGGUGGCGAGUUUGUAUCGAUUACCGGAAGCUCAAUGCGAGCACCCGGAAAGACCAUUUCCCUCUCCCAUUCAUUGAUCAAAUUUUGGAAAGGGUGGCUGGCCGGGCAUUCUAUUGCUUCCUGGAUGGGUACUCUGGCUACAAUCAAAUUGAGGUAGCCAUGGAGGAUCAGGAGAAGACCACUUUCACGUGUCCUUAUGGCACGUUUGCCUACCGUCGCAUGCCCUUUGGCUUGUGCAAUGCUCCCGGAACCUUUUCAAGGUGCAUGAUGGGAAUUUUUAGCGACAUGGUAGAGAAGAUCGUGGAGGUGUUUAUGGAUGACUUUUCAGUUUUCGGGGAUUCGUUUGACGAAUGCCUCGAGAACUUAGGAAAGGUCUUGCAACGGUGCGAGGAAAAGCAACUUGUGCUUAAUUGGGAGAAGUGCCACUUCAUGGUGACCCAAGGGAUUGUGUUGGGACACAUUGUUUCAUCCAAGGGUAUUGAGGUGGAUAAGGCGAAGAUUGAUUUGAUUGCAAAUCUUCCCACUCCAAAGUCUGUAAAAGACAUUCGGUCUUUCCUCGGUCACGCCGGUUUCUAUAGGCGUUUCAUUAAGGGAUUCAGUGCUAUCUCCUGGCCGUUGUGCCAUUUACUGUCAAAAGACACGCCCUUUGUAUGGUCCGAGGCGUGUAAGGAGGCUUUUCAGACAUUGAAGCGGAGUCUCACUACUCCGCCGAUUGUUCAGCCUCCAGAUUGGAGUUUGCCAUUUGAGUUGAUGUGUGACGCCUCCGACUAUGCAGUCGGAGCGGUUUUAGGGCAGAGGCGAGGGAAAGAUCCCUGCGUCGUUUAUUAUGCAAGCAAGACGUUGAAUGAGGCACAGAUGAACUACACCACUACCGAGAAGGAAUUGCUCGCGGUGGUGUUUGCCUUAGACAAGUCUUUUGAGGCGUUAAUGAACAAGUAUGGCAUCUCUCACAAGUUGAGGUCCCGGUGGGACGGUCCCUACGUUGUGCAUAAGGUUUAUCCGAAUGGGUCGGUAGAUGUUUGUGACCCUAAGAAUGAUAAUAUUUCCAAGGUUAACGGGCAACGUCUAAAAUCAUUUUUGGAAUAUGUGGAAAUAUGUGAACCUGAUGAGAUUGCGAUAUCUACUUGUUGGUUGCUAGUGUUGAGAAUUGUUGGGCAGUACUUGAAUAUGAAAUUGCAUGUAUUUGGAGGAUUUAGUGCAAGAAGUGCGAAAUUAAAAUAUUAUAUGGUGAUUGAAGGUGGUCCAUUCACCACUCUUUCACUCGACCUUGACAUGAAACACGUCAUACCUCUCCUCUUCACCUUCCGUGGCACAAACUUUAGCACCUCGGAGCCGGAGGCGCUGGAAUAUCCAAAUCUAAAAUCGAACUUGAAAACCCUACCUCGCAGAAAGAGGCUUACGAGGCGGCAGUCUCUAAGCAGCAGAGGUUCCGCUGACGCAGAAGGCGGCGGCAAAUUCUAUUUCUACGACGGCGGUGGUUCGUUCGGCUGGGGCAGUGGGGCCAGAGGCGGGCAGUUUUCUUCGCUAAUAAGGCAGAUUUUACACCAUGAGCUUACUCCAUUGCUGAUCAGGGAUCUGAGGGGUCCAAAUGGAGCAAUGACUGAAUCAGGGGAAGUUUUGUCGAAGCCUCGGAGGAGAAUUUUGCCUACCGGUUCAAUUGCUGUCCAGAAAGUUCACAAGCCUGCAUCGAUCAAAACCUACCGUAUGAUAUCGUAUCUCACCUCUCCUACCCUAGCUUAUUUCGUAUAUCCUUUCAUUAUGGGUCAAUUGGACAUUAACAUCUCUACGGUCGAGACACGUUUGUCUCUUGAAAAAAUUAAUUUCGAUUGGGAAACUAUAGUUGUCCUAUCGAUUUUAUUCGUUCUACAUCUAAUAGUCAACACGGCAAAUGUCGAGUCUGAUUAUCACGUUGAUCUAGAGAUGAUCCCCCACCUGGACUACACGGUGAAAUUAGAGAUAACCAAAGCAAGGAAAAUUAUUGGGCGCCGCGUGUAA